Tribolium castaneum (red flour beetle) is the source of this 15066-nucleotide messenger RNA. Its product is annotated as hydrocephalus-inducing protein-like. Lineage: Eukaryota; Metazoa; Arthropoda; Insecta; Coleoptera; Tenebrionidae. The transcript is spliced from 43 exons. Bases 40 to 15051 code for a protein of 5003 amino acids. Gene Ontology annotation, biological process: axonemal central apparatus assembly; cilium movement. Gene Ontology annotation, cellular component: axoneme. The record is from RefSeq and is a predicted model, not a curated record.
UUUGACAAGUCCUACACGUCAGAAUAUUUUAUUCAAAAAAUGGAGUCACACCUUAUUUGUGAGCCCCAUAGUAGCAACUUGAUGCGCGUUUUGCGCCUCAUUUUAAACAAACCGGAGGCUCCAUUCCUCCCGUCUGAAUAUUUAAACGAAAUGAAAAUGAGUCUGGACGAACGCCUUGAAAGUCUCUCAAAAACCCGCAAAAACAGGCUUUUGCCCCAAUCUAGCCCCUUUCUAGCAACCCCCGAUUUAAUAAUCUUCCAGAAUUUCCAGCUUGGGAAAAGCUACAGUGCUAACUUAACCCUCCAAAAUAAAGAACAAUCUUCCAGAUGCGUGCAAAUUCGCUUUGAACCCACCAUUCAUUUCAAACUCUCGCACCCUUCGAAAGUCGUCUGGACCAAAGUAGCUCCCGGCAUGACCUACCAAUUAACAAUCACGUUCGUUUCUGAUGAAUUCAAAGACUACGAGCACGAAAUUAAUUUUAUAACGGAAGAGGAACAAUUCACAAUUCCAAUUUUCGCGUUCCGUCCGAGACAUUUGAUCGAUUUCCCCGACGUUAUUACCCUCCCAAACGUCCCCAUAAAAGUAACGGCUGAAAAAACCAUAGUCUUGCACAACCGUGGCUUUGAGGGGGGCACAUUUAAUUUGAUUCCAAGCGCGGGGUGCUGGGUGUGCCCCCGAAAGGGGUGUCUGGCCCCCGACGAGAAAAUUUUCGUCAAAAUCAAGCAAAAAACCCAGCUUCAAGGGGUGGAAAAAGGCGAGAUUGUGGCAAAAUGUGACGAUGUGGUGUUGAAAAUCGGGGUCGAAUGCAACGCCGUUCCGUCAACGAUUGUCUUUGAAAACAAUUCCAUCAAUUUUGAGGACACCUUCGUGGGGCUGCAACGCUUCGUUGUGGUACCACUGGAGUACCACGCCGUCGGGUUAGGUUUUUUCAAAUGGAAGAAAUACAAGAGUUGCGAUUUGGAAAAGGAGCGCUUGGCACAACUCAAAUACGUGUUUGAGCAAGUCCGUGACUGCGAAACACUCAAAAACGUGCCCCUAACUCGCAGGAAAAUCAUAGAUGAUGAGGGACAUGCGUUGGUCUACGACCGCAUCUUGAACGACCAGAUCGAGGAAGUCCAAGAGGAGGAGUUUCUCUACCAGAGUUCAAAUUUUACGAUAAUCCCACCGAGCGGCGACCUGGGCCUGAACGGUGUUGUGGAAUUCACUGUGAUUUUCUCGCCCAGUCGUUGCGAGCCGUUCGAAGACGUGGCCUAUUUGGAGAUUUCGGGAAUUGAAGAACGACUCGAAUUGAAAUUGCAAGGGACGGGCUUGGGGCCCGAAUUCAGACUGAAUGUGGCGCACCUUGACGCCAACAACAUCUUCCUGCGUUCGGUCCACGACUACGAAAUCAUCGUCGCAAACACGGGCCACAUUCCGGGCUCCCUUAGCUACAUUGACAAGAAACUCGAGUUCGGGGGCAGAAUUAGGUGCAUUCCGGACACCCUGCACGUCAAUGCGGACCACUACGCCGCCUUCACCGUCUCCUUCACGCCGGGGGAGGAGGGAAAGUUCGUGGAAAAAGUCGAGUUCCUCGUUAACGAAUCGCAAGAAACCGUCCAUUUCAUAAUGACCGGCAACGUUGUGGCCCCGCUUUUAAGCCUAGACCUUGACGAAAUUGAUUUCGGGGUCGUGGCCCUGGGGUACCGGAAGUCGCUCGAAGUGGUGCUUCGGAACACAUCGCCGGUGCCCAUCCAGUACCACAUCGAAAUCAGCGGUGAUGGGUACCAGCCGCCCAUCGAUUGCGGUUCCUACUCGCAAGAGUCCUUGUUCCCGCUUUUCCCCCAGGAGUUUCGCUUUCAGCCACUGGAUGGGGUCGUGGAACCUAACUCGAGCGUCGUUGGAACAUUGAGUCUUUUGCCAAACACCAGGAGACAACUCAAGACUGAAUUCGUGGUGCAUAUGUGGGGCUCGAAGAAUUAUUGUAUUUCGGUGCCUUUGAAAUAUGACUGUCGGGUGGCCGAUAUUGUUUGUGUGCCGCCUUUGGUCGAUAUAAAGUUUUGCUUUAUUAAUUAUAUCUAUGACAGGGUAAUAACGCUCAAGAAUAAAAGUGACUUGCCUUGUCAUUUCAGGCUAAAGUCGGGUGGUGUUGACGGAAUUAAUUUCUUGUACACCAAGAACCAAACCGUCUGUUUCCAGAAAGACGAAGGGUUGAUUGUUGAAGUCACGGUGCCCAAAAACUACAUACCGCCUUGGGGCGAAGUCAAAAUCAAGCUGAAAAUACAAACGCCCCUGCUAGGAACACAAGAAAUUCCCUUAGUUUUCAAUAUUUUUGGCAAAGGCCCGACCAGCUUAUGCAAAAUCAUUUGCAACGGCCAAGGCCCAGCGAUUUGCUUCAUUCCCCCAAGCCUCAAUUUCGGAAAAGUGACUUUGCUUGAGGAAGUAACGCAAGAAAUUGAAAUCGUGAACGAUACACCAAUUGUGGCAAUGAUCAAUUUCUCUUUCUCCGGACACAAUGCCUUCAGCCUGAAAGAGGACGUCAAGGUGAUUCGUCCAAACAGCAAAGAAACUUUCGAAAUCUCCGUCCACUUGAAAAACCCAGGCAAACACACGCAAGAACUGAUCGCCGAAGUGGUCAACGGCCAAGAAAUGACUGUAGAAUUGUCAGCUUUUGGCGAAGGCACCAGUAUUAGUUGCGCCCCGAAACUGGAGCCCAAACUGGACUUGGGCACGCUUCUCACCCACAAAAAAUUCUCAUUUCCUAUAGUGUUGCGGAAUGAGGGUUCCCGUUGGCACAAAUUGUGGUUUUCGAGGAGCGAUGAUUUGAAAAUUGCGAAGCAAAGCACAAACUCGUCGGCCGGUUUAAGUUCGUGGUUUAAAAUCACGCCCAAUUAUUUUCAUUUAAUGACGAACGAGUUUGUGGAGAUUAAGGUGUCGGGGUCGAGGAAGGAGCAAGGAUACGUUUGUGAACAUUUUUAUUGUCAUGCUGUUAUCGAGAAGUCGCAUCAGAAACAUAUCAUUUUUUCGUUUGAUGUUAUUGCCAAGUUUGUCGAUCCUAAUGUGGUGCUCAGUAAAUCUGAGCUUAAUUUUAGUUUGGAUGUGACGUCGGAUCGCGUUAUUUGCAAUUUAAGAGACAAAAUCCAGAUCAGCAACGAGUCUGGUUUAACCCUCGACAUAGACCUAGUCCUCCCACCCCCAUUCUACAUCGUUAUGGAUGACAAAGCCAUUGGCCACUUAUACCUAAAAUUGAACCAUUUAUCCCACCGUAAAGUUUUCGUCGAAUUUCAACCCCCACCCCACCCCAAACGUUGCAUGUCCUGGAGCGACUAUUUCUUCAUAAAUUAUCGAGACCACCCGAAAGUCGAUAAAAUCCCCGUCCGUGGCGUCACCAACUACCCCACCCUCUCAAUCAACCCCCGAAACGUCGAUUUCGGCUGCGUCCCACUUGGCUCCUCCACCUACCGUGCAGUGGUCCUAAAAAACACCAGCCCCCUCCCAGUCAUCUUCAAAUGGGUGUUCCUUGAAGAUAUCUACGAACGGAAAUUCGAAAACACUGUCAUUCCUUCAACCCCGGAAAUUUCCAGAGUCCACCUCCCCGGAAGUGACAACCCGCCCAUAAUUACACCUAGCCAAGAGUCGCACCAAAGCACCGACACGUGCUUCAUUGAUAGUAAACUCCGGGACAUGCUUUACUCCCUUUUAGAGGACCUCCCGGAGGACGAGUCGAAAAAAACGUUCCUCCGGUUUCUACCACGUACCAAAAUCCAGUCAAAAUUCUCCCGGAUUUUUAGCAUCAUUCCGCACGAAGGGUGCUUAGAACCGGAUGAGUUUAUUAUAAUUUAUUUCCGGUUCACUCCGGAGGAUAAUAGCGAAGUUAGCGCAACGGUGCAUUGUCACAUUGUCGGAGGAGCAAACGAACCGGUUGUUUUGACCGGAAAAUCCAAACAAAUCUCCUAUUUUCUCAAAGAUAAUUUCGUCGAUUUGGGUAAAUUGUACUUUUAUGAAGCGGGCGAAAACGAGGCGGGUUUGGUCAAUGAUGGGGAAGGAAAGUUCACUUUUACCGUCUCCGGGGCGAGUUUACCGUCCGGUUGGUUGACCAUUGAACCGGAAAGUGCCACCGUACCGCCCGGCGAGACUUUUCCGCUCACUUUGAAAUGUUUCCCGGGCUCUGUUGGCCGUUUUGAGACGAGUUUUAACGUCCAAGUGGACUAUUUGGAGCCGGCAAGUGUCACAGUUUGUGGCUUUGGGGUUUACCCACAGAUUUACUUCACUUUACCACGCCCGGAUUUAGACAAAAUUGAGCCCUUUAUCACGUAUUCGGCAAUCGCAGAGUUGGAAAACGCCAGUCACAAGUGCGAAUGCGCUGAUGAUUAUCUACCACAAGCUGAUAGAAACAUCCUGGAGGAUGAAGGCUGGGUCAUAAUCUCGCUCGUUGAUGAUUUCUACCCUUGUACCAUGGAAAUCGAGCUUUCCAUUGAACGGAUCUGGGCCAAGUACCAGCUUUUGGACGAGCAAAGCAUCCUCGGGAAGCUGGUCACGGGCGAAAAAUUCUGGCCCAUUCCGAAUUUUAUUGUUUGUCCGUAUGUUUACGACAUGGGGUGUGUGCAGAUUAACACGACGACGCUCUACACUUUGAAUUAUGUUAAUUACGGUCCUGGAAGGACAGUUUUGAAGACACAACCGUCGGCCACGUUUGCCAAAAACGGAUUCGACUCACAUUUUGCCAAACACAUGAUUGAGAAAAAUCGUGUCUCAGAAAUACAUUUCUCGUUCCAUCCAACGGUUGAGACGUAUCCAGAACUGAAUACGAAAAUCACCGAAUUUAUUUACGUUGAUUUGAGGAACGGGCCGCGGAUUCCCAUCCAGUUGGCGGUGUUGGUUGCGACCCCAACUGUUGAAGUUUCGGACGAGGAAGUUGAUUUUGGGUCGAUUAGGUGCGGGGAUUGUUCCCGCAAGACCAUCAAUAUUAUUAACAACGGUCAUUUGACUAGUAAUUGGACUGCGGUUAUCGAAGAAACGAUCAAAAAAUCCAAAACUUCGUUCUUUCUUUUGGUACAGGGAGGUUCGCUCGAACCGGGAGAAAAAUUCUAUCUCCGGAUUUAUUUCGAACCGCAUUAUGAUGAAUUCAUAAAUGCGGAACUCAAAAUUAUGGUUGAAGGCAAUUUUAGGGAGACUUUGGUACAGUUAAAAGGGAUCGGAAUGGAGCCGUAUUUAGAAAUUUUUGACGAAAAAAUUAUUUUUGACCCGAACAUUCCUUACUCGAAUGAUAAUCACAAAUAUGUGACUGUGAAAAAUGCAUCGAAAUUUCCGGUCGAAUUCUUCUUUCCGGACUUUGAUACAAAAAUUUUCCAGGAGGAAGCCCUAGUUCGCUCCUUUAUCCUCAGUAAUGGUUUGAGUAAAGUCUAUUUCGACUACCGAGCCCCCGGGGAGGCUCUGCCCCCCAUGUUUGGCACCAAUUACAAUUUACUACACGAACCCGAAAUUAAAAUAUCCAAAGAAAAAAACUGGAUGAGAAGGAGAAGCAGAAGUCGAGCUUCGUCCGAAACUUGGGAAACUACGCCGAAAGCUGAAGCUUCGGUUGCAAAUUUGUCUAAACGAACAAAGCGGGAAAGUCGCCUCCAAAGACACGACACUGAGCCGAAAAUCGUCGCUGAUCGGGAGAAACAACACGAGGAUCCUCCCGCUAAAGGAUUUUUGAUUGUGUUUCACGGAGCUCCACUUUCAAACUAUGUCAGGUCGGCUCAUGAGACCGGAAAACGGUUGCAAUUACCGGUCUAUUCACUCGAUCGACUUAUCAUUGAAGGUCUUCUUUCUAAUUCAACCGACGCUGCAAAGCAAGUCAAUGAAAUAAUCAACGAAGCUUUCGCUGACGUUGCAACAGAUGAGGAGCUUGAAAGCCCUCUAAAUGAAGACGGUUAUGAUUUUAUUUUGCGCAAAGUCUCAAUUUUGUUAGAAGGUCGUAAGAAAAGAAAGAAACCAAAGAAACCCAAAAAAGAAAAAAAGAAGAAAGGCUCGGGCAAAAGCUCGAAAAAGUCGAGCAAAAGUAGCAAAAAAUCGAACAAAAGUAGCAAAAAAUCAAAUAAAAGUAGCAAAAAAUCGAGUAAAAGUAGCAAAAAAUCGAGCAAGAGUAGUAAAAGUACCGCCAAAAGCUCCAAAAAGAGCACUAGCAAAAGUAGCAAAUCGAAAAAAUCCUCGUCAAAAAAGUCUUCAAAAAGUGGAAGUGCCAAAAGCAAAAAGAAGAAACAAGUCGUUACUGACACUUUGUUGAAAAUCUCUGAACAAGUGUUUUGCCACAUUUUGGAGGAGAGUUUGGCAAAAUUUACGUCAGGUUUAGUUCUCGAAAGUCUAUCUAGCAAAUUUUUGCGGAAAACUUUAGUGGCCUUAAACUGUGUCUUACAUAUGGCCAAAAAUGUGGACGCGGUUUUUUUCGUGAUUUUUUCCUGCACUUUCAACGAAUAUCUAGAGCUGGAAAAUGAGAAAGCGAAGGAGAAAAAAGAGAGUCUUGUCAAGGUUUUGAGCCAAAUUAUGUUAAGCUUGGACGAUAUGGACCCUGAAGAAUUUGAAAAAGUCAAAAUUGAACAUCCUGACAUUUACCACAAUUAUAUAAAGCAACGGAAAGACGAAAUAAUUAAACGACGAGAAAUGAUCAAAGCACGCAAGUUGGCAAAGCUCAAAGCCCAAAGCCAAGUUUUGGUCACAGACGAAGACAAAAAGAAAAAAUCUAAGACACGGAUCAAAGAAAAAGAAAAAAAGACUGGUAGUAAGAAUGGGUCGAGUAAAGCUUCGAGUAAAUCAACCAAGACGAAAAAAUCGUCCAAAUCAUCGAAAAAAUCAAAGAAAAGCAAACGCUCCUCGAAGAAAAGCAAAACUUCGUCCAAAAAAUCGCGUAAAUCGUCGCGCAAAUCGUCCAAAGAACGCAAAAAAAGAAAGCUGACAAAAGAACAACUGGAAGUUAAAGCCACGCUUGACACUUUCGAGAACACGCUACACGAAAUUUUGCACACUUUGGAGUUUUGGGAUGUGAAGAACGGCCACGUGGUCAAGCCGUUCGCCAAAGUGGAAAAGCAAACCAAAAAGAAGAAAACCAAACAUUCGGCCCGAAGUUUACUAACUUCGGACAGCUCACAACGAAGCAAUCUUAGCAAAACACCAAGUGAUGACGUUGGCAUUCCCUGUUGGUUGAUAAACCGUGCUUUACAAAAUGAGAAAUUUGAAGAUCUCGUACCGGUUUUUAUGAGAACGACUGUAAACGAAGAGGUGGCACAUGAAAAACAGCUUAUUUACGAAUUUAGGGAAAAUUCCCUAAUGCAGUCGGUUUUGCCCAAACCCAAAGUACGGUCAGUGCGGAAAACCGAAGUUUUCCGUAUUAUUGACUAUGAGGAAACGGCCGGGGGCGACGGUGGGUCUGAGAGUGAAGGGACUAAAAAAUGGGGCUCUAAGGGUAGUCUAAGCGGUAAAAAACGCAAGUCAAGUAGACUCCGAAGUUUGCUGACUAUGAACGAAACUUCCCGCGAAAAAGGAGAAGUUUUCACUUCCAGGGCUGUACUACAGGCCGGCCAAAGCAGGAAAUACCGUAUCAGUUUUCUGCCAAAAUCAGUCGGGAAUUACAAACACACGUUCGAAAUCGGUGUCAUAGGCUGGCCGGUGAAAUUUUCAAUCACUUGUAUUGCCGUCUGUGACAUCCCGCGGAUCGACACCGACCCGUAUUUUCUUUUCGGAAAAGUGGUGGAGUACCGAACUGAACGCAACAAAUACCAACACUGCGUUUUCGUCAAAAGUACAAACACGUACGAGUUUGGGGGAAUCCUGCUGCCCAAUGCGGCAACCAACAGUUCAUUUGAAGCGCGCACUUUCUUCUCCCUGAACAAUGUUAGUCGGAUUCCUGCCGACGUCCAAUUUUCCAUCCAAAACGAUUCUCCGGCGUUUUUGCACAAACCUGACUCGCAUAUAAUCGAACCGAAGGACCGGAGAGAGUUGGAAAUGAUUGCGGCACCGCUUGAGGAAAAAAUCUACGAGGAUUUCCUCGUUUUGUCGAUUAAAAAUAAUCCACAAAUAGCCAAAAUCAAUCUGUCGUGUUUCGGCUGCGAGAUUGCAAUUGAUGUAAACCCAAAACACGUGCUGUUUGAAAGAGUCACGCUUGAAAUUUCCUUGACUAAGGAUAUAAUCAUCACGAAUAAUACGCCAGUUGAGGUGACUUGGUAUUUUGUGAAUUGUCACAAAGUUUUGGAAAAUUUCAAAAUUUGUAAUUUUGGUGGGAAAAUUCCCCCGUUUUCGUUUCGAACCUCGACUGUUGAAUUUACAGCCAAGGAGAUGGAAGUCCACUGUUCCAGCUUCCAGGUCAAUAUUUACGACAAUUUGUCUCGUUUAGUUUACUGUACUGAUGUAAUGGUUUCGGCUGAAACCACAGCGCUUGACUUUAGCUACGACAAUGAGCUUAAUUAUGGCGAAAUAAAAGGGGGAAAGUCCCACAAAAUCCACUUCAAAAUUAUGAAUAAAGGCCGAUACGAAAUCCUCUGCGCAUUUAAUAAAAUUAUUGACGAUAAUAAAGAACAAGAAAGCGAGCGGAAAUGCUUCGAGAUUCACCCUGUGGAAGGCAAACUCUUAUCAAAUGUGCCAUUUGAGGCUGAGAUUAUUUUUACCCCGAAAAAAGUUAUGACCUUGGAAAAACUAGCCGUGUUCAAAUGUUCCCUCAUCGACCCAUUUCAUCAAGUCCUUCUGAAAACUUUCGAUAUUUACGUUUCAGCCAAAGUUUUCCUCUCGAAAUUUAUCAUGUGUCCGUACCCCGAAAUUUAUUUCGGGUACCAAACGGUGGGUUCGGAGAGAAUACACACUUUUCAGAUUUUGAACAAGGGCAAGUUUGAUUUUAAUUAUACGAUCAAAAGUUUGCACGAAAAAGCCGAAAAGAAGAAGAGGAAAGGCAAAAAAGGUAAAAAAUCGAAAAGUGGUUCCAAGAGCACCAAGAGCACAAAGUCGAAGAAAAGUAGCAAGAAAUCAAAGUCUAGUAAAAAAUCAAAGUCGAGUAAAAAAUCGAAGUCUAGCAAAAAAUCAAAAUCAAGCAAGAAAUCAAAGUCUAGCAAAAAAUCAAAGUCGAGCAAAAAAUCAAAAUCUAGCAAAAAAUCGAAAUCUAGCAAGAAAAAAGAUAAAAAGAAAAAAGUAAAGAAAACGACGCUAAAAUUUGGGAUUUUCUCCCUGACCUCGUCCACAGGGGUUGUAGACCCGAACGAGGAGGCAAUCAUUGAAGUUCACUCGAAACCAACCGAAGCCAGAGAAUACGAAGAAACGAUUCUGGUUUCAGUGAGUGAACCAUCACCCAGCGAUCGUCACGGAAAGUUACUCAAAGUCCACGUAAUUGCGUGCGAACCCAAAAUCAAUUUCGACGAUUUAUCCACGAUUUUCAAAGAGCAAUACGUUGUGGAAAAAAUCGACGAUUUUCUUCUCUCCGGAAACACCGACAACCGGGUGAUUUUCUCCAAAUCGGAGAAAAAGCUCUACUUUAGCAAAGUUUGUGUCAACACGACUGAAACCACAAGAAUCCGCAUUCAGAACAUUGGCCACGUUUCAGCCCUUGUUACUGCCAGGUUCAACCAAUCUGGUCACAUAUUUACGGUCACUCCGGAGUCGUUCUCCAUUGAUCCGUAUCAGACGGCGAACGUUUUGAUUGUUUUCACCCCGAAUUCGCUCGAUGAGCACCGUUCGGUGCUAACUUUCGAAAGUCGCGGUUUUAACAUCGUCGAUCGUUUGGUGAUUGAGGUGGUGGGUGAGGCGUGUGUCCCGGAAGUGGCGCUUUUGGACCCGGAACCGGACGAAACCGGAUUUUAUGCCAUGAAUUUCGUCCCAACUUUGGUCGGCGAAAGCUGCUACCGGAGUUUGAUUUUCAAAAAUGUUGGAGUUAUUUCGUGUAAAGCGAUAGUUGAAGUGUGUUUCGAUGAUGACGACCAGUUGAGUUUGGUUCCGGGUGAGGAAACUUUGCCUCGUCUGAACUUGUGGGAGGCCGGGACGCCGAUGCGACACACAAAUUUGGUCAAUUUGGAGUGCCAACAAGUGGCGAAAUUUCGGCUCAAGUUCGAGCCUUCGAAAGUCGGGACUUGUAAACCGGAAGUUAAGAUUCACACUGUUAAUAACCCUUUUGAGACAAAAACUAUUCAUGUUUUCUGUGAUGGGUACUAUAAGGAUGUGACUCUGGAUGGGCUUAGGAGCUACUCCAGGAGCUCAUCGAUUGUGUCCCUGGAAACAAUUCCAGCCCUGGGCUACUCCCUACAGUUCGGUCACGUCCCACUUAACACCAUCGAAAAAACAUGUUUCUUGAUCCGGAACAAUUCCGAUUAUUUUACCUACAAAUUCGAAUUCCCCACUUUCAGCGAAGUGAUUUUCUCCCCAGCUGUGGGCCAUAUCAGGCCCAAAACCAACAAACAAAUCCUAGCUGUGUUCCUUUCCAAAAAUCCAGUCGAAUUGAACGAGUCACGAAUCGAGUGCCGAGUUUACAAGAUUGAAUAUUCGGAACCACAAACGGCCCUUUUAUCGUGGGACGACCGCCAGAAUUUGGUAGUUUGGUGUCCAGAAACGGUCCAAAGUGACCACAUUUUUGACAACAAGAGCGAACCAUCGGCCAGUGAAAGCCGAGAAGGUUCAGUGUCAGCCACAAAUGAUGACAAUGCGAUCAGUGCCAAAAAAAUUGAAGAAAAGCGAGAACCCGAAAUAAGGGUUGUGCCAAAUUCGUUCCAAAACAUUGCACUUUUCGUCAGUGUGGUCGCAGAUUUUGCUGAAUUUUUAUGCGAUGUUAAUGAAAUUCAAAUUCCUGAUACGUUUCUCCUGAAUAAAAGUUCGGUUGAUUUUGUUGUCGAAAAUGUGAGUAAAGUGGCUUUUACACUUGUGUGGGAUUUGUCGAUGCAUGAUGUUCCGAAACGAAUCAAUUCGGGGAGUUUUGACGACUCGGAGGUGAAUUUUCUGCCGCCGAUCACAAAACGACAGCCGACGCCUUUAUUUGGCAAAGAGCAUUUCAUGCACGAAGACAAAGCUCGCGCUUCCUCAGCUUCGACUUUAUUCAGCUGUGAGAGCUUGAAAUCGAACCGAAGUGGUGACUCCUGGAACGAAUUUCACUCUUUACCUUUCACAAUAAGCCCCGAAAAAACCACAAUUAAACCCGAGUCAAAACACACUUUUACUGUAACUUUCGCCCCCGUUGACGUCUUCGAUUACGUGAUCCAACUCAAAAGUUGCAUCGAAAAUAAAGAACCGAAAGCCAAAGACAUCGAAAUCGAAGUCAAAGCUCGCAGCAUCCUCCCAGUUUACUGCUUCGAACUGGACGAAAGCAACUACGUGGUGGAAAAACGCCGAGGGCGAAAAAUGUGCAACGACCUCCUCGACGAAAACACAAAAGUUGUAGAGUUUGAAUCGGUCGGUUUGGGAAUUAUUUGCACAAAAAAAUUCCUGCUGAAAAACCCAACCAAGGAAGCUUUCUUCUACACGUGGACCCUUGGCCACGCUGUCAACCCCCACCUCUCCUGCUUCCACUGCCACACCCAGAACGGCGUCGUCUCCAAAGGCAAAGCCGUCGAAAUGGUUUUUAGUUUCAUCCCGCAAGAGUGUGGCACUUUCGAGGAGUUUUAUUUUUUUGCAAUUCCGCUGCACAACAUUCGGGUCACUUUCCUCCUCGUUGGGUUUGCACGCGAACCCAGGAUUUAUUUCGACCAAAACCACCUAGCCCUAGCCCCCACUUUGGUGGGGGUCGAUGUACACAAAAGUCUCCUAUUGAAAAAUGACGAGAACGAGAAAUAUUGGUUCAAGUUUGGGAAAUUUUCGAUGCUGACGGAAGGCCUGGUUGUGGAGCCCCUGAGUGGGGUCCUGGCCCCCCGAGAGCAACUCCCCAUAAGGUUUUCCCUCAAGCCAAAAAGGCAAGGUUUGGUCAACUUCGACUUUAAGGUUUUUGUUGAAAGGAUCAAAAAUCCGCUUGAGGUGAGUAUUUCGUGCCAGGUUUACGAAGUCGAAGCUUCGAUCUCGUACGUGGACCAGAACGGCAAGGAAAUGCAUCUCAAUUCGGGAAAAAUCAAUGUUAUAAAUAUGGGAGCUAUGAUCCCCCACCAAAAAUACAAAGUUCCUUUUACGAUAAUAAACAUUGGAAAAACGGCAUUUGAGUGGUAUUGGGCGCCACAUAUUCAAAAAAUUGCAGGUCUUUUUGAUAUAAUUUUCGAGACAAACGGUGAAGUUCUACCGGCUGGUGAAACACUGAAGACUGAAAUGACGAUCAUUCCUUUGAUUAAAACUAGCAUGAAACCGCAUAAAAUCGUCUUGAGGAUCGCUUAUGGUCCCUCGUACUGUCUCCAAUUGAACGGAAGUGCCGGGAAACCCCCCUUCAAACUAUCAUUUACCGAAUAUGACUUUGGUCCCUGUUUGCUGCAAAAAUCGCCAACUAAAUAUUACAAAACCGUUCUCAAAUUUUUGAAUCUUAAUGUUUGGCCCAUGACUUUUGAGAAAGGCAAACAUUCGGUCCAUUUAUCCACAAAUUUUGAGUCUGGAGAAGUCGGUCCUAGAGAGGAAAAACUCGUCACAAUUUAUUUCCAUCCCCUUAUAUUAGGGGACCAUAAUAUUGAAUUACCGUUCUAUGUGAAUGGUAAAAAGACCCAUGUGAAUAUUAUGGGCAAAGCUGUGCCCCUGAAAUUGGCUUUUAUCAACCAAACUGAUAAAUUUGUCGAUUUUGGGUCGGUUCUCGUUGGUAAAACUUGCACAAAAACGGUGCGAGUUUUAAACGAGAGUGAGUGUCCAGUCAAUGUUUUGUUUGAUUUUUGGGACCGCUUGCCCAAGAAAGCGGCCAAGGAAACGCCGGAUGAGAGUCUGGAAAUGCCCAAAGAGGAGGCGAAGAAACGUAAGAAAGGGAGUAAAAAGGGGAGUAAAAAGGGGAGUAAAAAAGGGAGUAAAAAGGGGAGUAAGAAAGGGAGCAAAAAAGGGAGUAAAGGUAGCAAGAAAAAGAAAGGGAGUAAAUCAACCAAAAGUUCGAAGAAGAGUAAGAAAGCAAGCGUCAAAACAAAAACUAGCAAGAAGAGUAAGAAAUCGAAGAAAAGUAAAAAAACAAAGAAGAGUAAAAGUAGCAAAAGUAGCAAAAAAUCGAAAAAGUCCGCUAAAACAAUCCCAGAGGAAACAACACCUCAAAAAAUCGAAAAGCAAGGCAUUGACUACAUGACCGUUAGUCCUCAAAAAUACAUCAAGCUGGGUCCUCAAAAAACAACCGAAUUCACAAUUACGUUCAGUCCGAAAGAACGUGUCCAACCUUUUGUUGAAAAAAUUUACUACCGGAGUCAGAGCUACAUCGACGCCUUUUGCAUAGUUCGGGGCGAUGCCGUGGCCCCGGAAAUCUCCCUAGAUAGACAACACCUGACCUUUGGUAACGUUGUUGUCAAUUUUGAACGCAUGAUGAACGUCGUUUUGAAAAACACGGGCGAUAUCAACUUGAAGUUCAACUGGUUGUUGGAUAAAAAAGAAGAGAACUUUUCCAUUACCCCAAAGAAGGGUUUCAUCCUGGCGGGCACGAACCUAAUUUUCAGCGUUUUUUUCAAACCGAAAACCGUCAAAUGUUGGAUCAAAUCAAAGCUAAUUUGCCACAUUUCAAACAUCGAUAAGCAACUAGAGUUGGCCGUUUCGGGGUCUUGUAUCAAUCUACCGCCCCCGAAAGCUACGAUUUUAUUUGCUUGCCCAGUUCGGCUCUCCGAUACUAAAAGUUUCGCGAUUUCAAAUCCGACGAAUCAAGUGUGGGAAAUCCAGCCUAACAUUUCUGGGGAUAAUUGUUUUAAAACGUCGGAAAUCAUCCGGAUUCCGGCCAAACACGACGAUAAAUGCGAAAUUGUCUACUCUCCUAUGACUUUGCACGAGCAUAACGCGUUACUUUCGCUCCCAAUGCCUGAUGGGUUAAUAGUGACUUACAAUCUCAAGGGAAAAACCAAUCCCCCGCUUCCUGCGGGACAAAUAAGGCGUGAAAUCGUCUGCAAAGUGCCGCAUAUUGAGCAACUUCCAGUUACCAAUUGGUUACUGGUCAAGCAACAGUUUCAUGUUUCGACAGUGAUGACUGGUCGAAUCACCCCCAAGAAUUUGUUCUCGAUUGGAGGCAACGCCCUAAUAGACGUUCCCCCGAACGGUACACGACCGUACGAUUGGAGCAUCACUCCAAUAAAUGAGGGAGAACUAAAUUUGAAAGUCACUUUCACUAACAAAGCCACGCUGGAGUAUCUCUUCUACGAAAUCGCGCUAAAAGUUCUCCCCAACAAGCACUUAGAUUCGAUCGAACUGUCGACUUGUGCCCGCAUUCCGGUCAGUAAAUUGAUCAAAUUGGAAAAUCCGGUCAAUGUUCCGGUGGUGUAUCACAUGACGUGCCCCAAAGAAAACAUAUCGUUUGAAAAAACAGUCACUUUGGAACCCCACUCUGUGUAUUAUCUCGAACUGAGCUACAAACCUGUACGUGAAGAACAAACGCAGACUUCUUUCGAAGCCACGAGCAAAGAACUAGGGACGUAUUCUUACAAUUUAAUUUUGUCGGUUCAUGCUCCAGUGCCUGAACCCGCCACAAUUUUCAAGACUUGUCUGGGACAGAAAAUAACACAAAAGAUUGAAGUUGUGGCAACGAGAGGCUCCCACUUCCAAUUUGAUAAUCCUGUUUUUUCCUUGGAUAAAGUGGCAGAUGACCGAAGUCUCGUAAUUAACUUUGAACCGAACCAAAUCGGGAAGUUCCAAAGCCAAUUGCUCCUGAAAUCGAACGAGUUGGGGGACUUUAUUUAUCCAUUAAUUGGUGAAAGUUGCGCCCCAAAGCCUCAAGGACCUUAUCUUUUGACUUACGUAAACCCUGUCUCAAUCACUUUCAAAAACCCAUUUUCGGUGGAGAAAAUGUUUUAUUUUCGGGCCGAACCGAAGGAUUUCAGAGUUAAACUGAAAAGUGAAAUAAUUGUGGCGAAAAAGACGAUGAAAGUUGCUGUUAAUUUGAUAACACAGAGGACCCAGGAGACACCCAAGUAUCCCAUAACGGGAAAAAUGACCAUUUAUUGUAACGAGCCUGAAAUUUCGUGGGUCUAUUAUUUAAAGGAAGAUAUUGAAUAAAUGGUUUAAAAAAUA